Messenger RNA from Enhydra lutris kenyoni (northern sea otter), 3178 nucleotides. It is a transcript of the gene TRIM52, whose product is annotated as tripartite motif containing 52. Gene Ontology annotation, cellular component: nuclear body. The record is from RefSeq and is a predicted model, not a curated record. The transcript has 2 exons. NCBI's taxonomy places the organism in Eukaryota, Metazoa, Chordata, Mammalia, Carnivora, Mustelidae. Gene Ontology annotation, molecular function: zinc ion binding. Bases 571 to 1416 code for a protein of 281 amino acids.
GUUCGGCUGAGAGACUGCUGGGCCUUUUCUAUCCUACUAAUUGAAGCGGCGCUAACGCGACUCGGGGGAGUAAAUAGAUUCUCUUUCCACCUCUGCCUCUUCUCACCAGUCUUUUUUUCUUCGGGCCGGCUACAUGGCCGGCCACGCUCCCAGCUGUGGCGUCCCCUGCAGCAUCAUAGAGAAUGUGGUCCUCCGUCGGCUCAGUCUACCCUUCCCGAGUGGGGGUUAGAGCGCCUACGUCAUUCUCUGUCGCCUCGGGCUGGGUGAGGAGUGUCGACACCUGAGGACGCCGCUGGGUCGGGCAAACCCGGAGGGAAGCGAGAAACGUGUCAGGAUCUGGUUGUACAUUCUGAGCCUCAAAGGGAAGUGGAGGCUGCAUCCUGGACGGAGGGCUUUCGUUCCUUGAGCUGGGAAAACCCUGCGGGAGGGGAGCCAGGCAUCUUUUCAGGCCUGAGGAGGAAAAGCAGAGUUGAGAACAGCCUGGGGUCACAAGCGUAGCUUGGGGGCAGGCCCGCAAGCAGUUCCCCAGCUCCGAGCCGAGGCAUCCACACCCACAGGCUGCACACUAAAAUGGCUGGCUAUGCCACUACUCCUAACCCCGUGCAGACCCUUCAGGAGGAAGCGGUGUGUGCCAUCUGCCUGGAUUACUUCAAGGAUCCCGUAUCCAUAGGCUGCGGGCACAACUUCUGCCGCGGGUGUGUGACCCAGCUGUGGGGCAAGGAUGAUGAGGAAAACAGAGAAGUGGAGAUAGAUGAAUGGGAGGAGGACGAGGACGACGACGUGGAGGGGGCCAUCGGUGGAUGGGACACCUCCAUUCGAGAGGUUUUGUACCAGGGCAAUGCCGAUGAGGAGGUGUUCCAGGACCAAGAAGGUUAUGAACUCUGGGUUGGUGACGGCGGCGUCAGGGACAACAUGGACUAUGUGUGGGACCAGGAAGAAGAGGAGGAGGAGGACCGGGACUAUUACCUGGGAGGCUUGAGGCAUGACCUGAGAAUUGACGUCUACCCAGAAGAGGAGAUACUGGAAGAAUACGACGAGGACGACCAAGAGCUGCAUCCUGACACCCACCUGCAUCCUCCGGCCCCUCUACGUCAGUUCACCUGCCCCCAGUGCCGAAAGAGCUUUACCCGUCGCAACUUUCGUCCCAACCUGCAGCUAGCCAACAUGGUCCAGAUAAUUCGCCAGAUGUGCCCCACUCCUUAUCGAGGAAGCUGGGGGAAUGAUCAGGGUAUCUGCUCCAAACACCAGGAAGCCCUGAAGCUCUUCUGCGAGGUGGACAAAGAGGCCAUCUGUGUGGUGUGCCGAGAAUCCAGGAGCCACAAACAGCACAGCGUGGUGCCGCUGGAGGAGGUGGUGCAGUAUAAGAAGAUAGGGUCAACUUCUUCAAUUGAGUUACCUGAAAAUGUUGGCCAGUGACACCAUGCCAAACAGUGUUAAAUUUACGCUAUAAAAAUAUUGGAGUAUCCUGCAAAGCACAAUUCUCUGCAGCUUUAAGAUUGGACAGUAUUGGAAUAUUAACAGCAAUCUUCAAAGGCUAUGAAAGCACAACAUUAAAUAGCCCUUUUAAUUGCAAAGGAGAAAAAAAUGGAGAAACUUUUGAAGCCUUGCAUUCCAAGUGCUGCCGCAACUUUAAGAGGAAAUUGAGGAAUUCCAGACUUUCUUCAUCUACUUCCUGCAGUCUUAACUCUGGAUUGAUGACUGAGUAUAUCAAACUUCAAGUUUUAAAAACUUCAGCUCAUCCUUCUUUGCUUAGUUGAGAAGAAUCUGAUAAAAAUGUGCUUUGCUUAUGUUUAAAAUAGGCUUUAAAAACUGUGAGUAUGCUGGUUUCACAAGCCUAAUACUUGACCACUAAAGACAGUAUUUUUGAAGCUGUACAAAAUGAACUGAGUUGGAAGAAAGUUUUAAUAUUAUAAGGGUAUACAUUACAGUAGUGUCUUAGAUCUGGGUUUUUGGCAAAACUGAAGAAAACUGUGUUUAAGAUGUACUAUAACAAUCACCACCAAGCAUCAACUUCCAUCAACUGGCCCAUAAUCUACUGGAAAUCUUCACCUUGCUGUCAGUGUAACCUUUGUGAAAAACAGUAGAUUUGAUCCCAGUUUGCCUUGAUUUUUGAAGAUCUGUUGAGAAUCCUGUUGAAGAGUAUUUUCUGUUACAUACUGAGGUUCCUUGGUUGUCAAAGAACUGUAUUCAGCUGAAUUUGUGGACAGAAUGAUUUUGGAAUACCAAUGCAAAACAACAUGUCUGAUUUUGGAAUACCACCUAAAGAGAAUCUGUACUUUUAAAAUUUCAAAAAUUAAAACUUUCAGCAGAAUUUAAUGCACUGCAGCCUAAAAUACAUUGACAGUGAAAUGUCAGAAGGCGAGCACCAACAAUCCCCGCUUGUUUUGAAAUACCUGAAGCAAAACUUACCAAAAACCCAGCUACACAUAGCAAACUCGUACUAAAAAUGUCUAAUUUGCUUGGCCAUUUGAAGGACUAGAUUCAUGUUAUUUCAAGAAAAAAGCAUGAAAUGUCCAGAACUAUUUUGGGUGAUUGUUCUUGACGUUUUUCUUAAAACCUACCUGUGGUAACUUUUGGAAAAAAUGUUUUCACUGAUACUUGGUCCUCACUGACAGCACUUCAGGAGGAGUAUGUGGAAAUCAAAGAUUGAUUGUUUUGACUAGAAACUUCCAGAUAAAUACUCUAGAGAAACUGAGAUGUAAAAUGUCUAAACAGAUUAAAAGAAUUUAUUCCAUUUUCUCUUUACAUCUUAAAAGCUUUCUGAGGGGGAGGGGGUAUAUCUAGCUCUGGAGAGAAAACAGUACCAGAAUAUUAUUAAAGCAGCCUGUGUUUUGUUACAUCUUCUACACCACCCAGGAAAGAAAAGUUAAGGCUUAACAGUGACAUGGUUAUCACAUCAUCUGAAUAAAUUUUGGCUUCCAAAAUUACCGUUGCUUUGAUUUUUAGUCACGAUACUUAAUUGUGAAAUUUUAAAUAACACUGAAGGAGGGGGAGUAUGAGAUUUUUAGGUAUAUGAAAAGUAGAGCUAUGGGUUACAAAAACGUUGAGAAAAACUAGUAUAUCCAUAUUCACCAGAUACUCAUUUGUUUAUUGAAUGUUUUCCCUACUAGGUUCAGCUGUUGACUGCUGUAUCACAAGUCAGACUGUUUAAACUUGCUCCUCGCUACUCCUGUGACUG